AUGAUGAGCUCGAUGUUGUGUCCUCUUAUGAUUAAUGACAAACUCUUGACCAAUGCUGUGCGUAGGUACAAGGGGAAGAACUGGAAAAAGAUUGCUGAGUGUGUUCCUGGGAGGAAAGACAAGAGGGACUAUGUGCAGUGUAAUCACCGUUGGCUAAAGGUUCUUAAUCCAAACCUCAACAAAGGACCUUGGAAAAAAGAGGAAGAUGAUCUCUUAACUCAGUUGGUUAAUGUCUAUCCGGAGAAUGAUAAACCUAAAUGGUCAAAAAUCUCAAAGCAGCUCCCUGGUCGCAUUGGCAAGCAAUGUCGUGAAAGGUGGCAUAAUCAUCUAAACCCGACUAUAAAAAAAACUCCUUGGACUAGAGAAGAGGAAGUGAUUCUUGUUCAGGCACAAAGGGGACAAGGCAAUAAGUGGGCCGAGAUUGCUAAGCUCUUGCCUGGAAGGUCGGAGAAUAAUAUUAAGAACCAUUGGAACUGCUCACUUAAGAAGAGACUGGAGGAGUUCCUUAGUAGCCCCUUGUGUGGUUCUGAAUCCAGCUUUGCUAAUCAGAGCAACUUUAUCAUCAGUGAAAGUUACCAAUCAGUCCAAAUCAAGGAAGAUGCCAAGAGUCCUCAAAGGGGCUUAACUUUAGGGCCCAUGAAUUGGAUGAACACAGUAGAAGAAGAAGAAACAAUGUCAGUGUCAGUAGAAUCUGAUUGGUCUAGACGAAGUAGCAAGGCUGAAAUAUCUCAUUGGACGCCUUGUACAAGUGAUUAUGACAUGAACUUAAGGGUAAUUCCACAGUUAACAAUUCCUCUCUCUGUCAAAGUUUUAGAGAGUCCACAAACUCCACAGAGCAGCAAUGAUAGUGUGUGCGCACAAGAGUUGAAGGAGAUCAGAGAGAGGUUGAGAAUGGCUGCGAGUACAUUCAAGAACACACCCUCCAUCAUCUCCAAAAGUAGCUCACCAGCCUCGGGUUUGAAACGGCGCAGACAAGAAGACGACUCAAGGUUUCUGACAAAUGCUCCAAGUGAGGAAGAACAUUCAGUUUCAAACUCUCCUUGUUCCAAAUCCAGAUUUGUUAAACUCAACACUUGCUCUGGUUCAAAUCCCUUGGAGAGGCGCUUGGAGUUUGAUUUUCUUUGA
This is a messenger RNA of Microthlaspi erraticum, 1125 nucleotides long. The record is from the annotation of a GenBank genome assembly. Lineage: Eukaryota; Viridiplantae; Streptophyta; Magnoliopsida; Brassicales; Brassicaceae.